CAUGGAUCGAACGCAAUGGCCGCCGACGGGAGAUUUCGGUAAGUCGGAAGGGUACCUGCAGAUAGUGUGUUUCGAUGGAAGGGUACGUGGUGUCUGGAAUCGUGACGGACGCUGAUUCUCUAACGUUGGGAAGUAUACACAAUUGCACACUGUAGUCUUUCCCGCGCCGCCCAGUCAUUUCUCACCGUCCGUUCCACGGGAUCGCUACUAGGCGAGCCCCUGGCCAUCACCGCGUGCCAUGUCUCUAAUACCGACCGAUAAUUAAACGUACCAACUAUAGUCUUUUAUCCUCCGCUUACUGGUCUGGUCGCAAGCAACCGUGUGUACAUUGGGUCCUUUAUUGACCGGCUUCCUGUGCUCUUUCUCCCAAGACGACCAGCUAGGCAAAAACCCACAGACAGAUGGAAGUGCCAAAGCCUGGCCAAUGGCCGGUUGAUCCACAGGAAGAUCAAGAGAUACGGAAGGAUCGCAUAUGGGUUGAUGGAUGCUUUGAUUUCGCGCACCAUGGCCAUGCUGGCGCUUUACGGCAAGCCCGUCAACUUGGGAACGAGCUCUAUGUUGGCUUGCACUCAGACGAGGAAAUUCUACGGAACAAGGGCCCUACAGUCAUGACUCUGGAUGAGCGAGUUGCUGCCGUGGAUGCUUGUCGGUGGACUACCAAAUCCAUCCCUCAUGCCCCUUACGUGACAGCCUUGCCGUGGAUUUCCCAUUACGGAUGUUAUUAUGUGGUCCACGGCGACGACAUCACUUCUGAUGCUGAUGGCGAAGAUUGCUACCGGUUUGUGAAGGCUGCUGGGCGAUUUCUCGUUGUCAAGAGGACCCCUGGCAUAUCUACCACCGAUCUGGUCGGCCGAAUGCUGCUGUGUACCAAGACGCACUUCAUCAGAUCUCUGGUCGAGGAGCUUCAAGGCAAGACAGACACUACCGAAACCCCUGAGAAAGUGGCUGCACGCGCGGAAAUGCUACAAAGGAUCAAGGAGUUCGCCAUGGACGAGACAGCGCGGAAUCCAGGUUCCGAAGUCUGGACCUGGACAGGCAAGGAAACGGCAAAUCCUGCAGAUCAAGCCACUGAAGCCGGUUCAUAUCACCAGCUCGUUGCAGGCAACGGUCCGAAGCCAGGACAACGCAUAGUCUAUGUGGACGGUGGCUUCGAUCUUUUCUCUUCGGGACAUAUUGAGUUUCUUAAGCGGGUCAACCAGGCCGAAAAAGGCGAAGCAUAUGUCGUGGCAGGCGUUCAUAAUGACGAAGUGAUCAAUCACUGGAAAGGAUUGAAUUAUCCUAUCAUGAACAUUUUUGAACGAGGCUUGUGUGUUUUGCAAUGCCGAUAUGUUCACGCGGUUGUGUUCGGAGCCCCCUACUCGCCAUCCAAGGCUUACCUGGACGCAAUGCCACUGGGAAGGAUUUCCGCUGUAUAUCACGGCCCAACUGACUUCAUGGGCUCGCCUUUUGAUCCAUACAAGGACGUAAGGGAGCUGGGCAUCCUUCGUGAAAUCCCAAAUCAUCCCUAUUCACACGUCAAUGCUGGAGAGAUCGUAAUGAGGAUCAUGAAAGGGCGACAGGCGUUUGAAGAACGACAGAGACGAAAGGGCGAAAAAGCUGUUGGGGAAGAAGCAGCGCGGCAGCGGGAGCUUCUCGAACAACAACAGGCAGCCGAGGAGACGAAACGAAGAAAGGCGGCGAGCUGAUUUGACAGAUAUUUGCUCUCGUUGUCAAUCGUGCUGCUCUGAAUCUACAAAUGUCCAACGCCCCUCUGUUCAUAGACUCUAGGUAAAGCUCCGGCAGGGAUAGCUGCAGAAGUUGUCAGUCAAGUCGACUCCUCCAGCAUCACACAACUUACUUGUCUGUAUAACUUACGGGCCCCAGCUCGUAUUUCUUGCCCUGCGUCCACCCGAAAGUUGCUGGCUUUGGCGGCAAACCAUCCUCACCAAGCACGACCGUUGGAGUCUUCUCCCGUUCAAAAUACGCCGCCAGUCCUUUCUCGCCUUCGUGCUUGACAGCCACGAGUUGUUUAGAGCCUUCCUCUCCGGCCAAAAGCUUUGGACUUGGGUUUGCGGCGCUUCCCACCGUCAACAGCCCCACAACAUCGCCCUGGGUGAUCACGCUCGACUUUGGGUAUGCUCUUCGCACGUCUCUCUUCCAGUAUGGGUUGUCUGCAAUGUCUGCGGCCGGCGUGGUCACCGCGUCUGAUGGAUCGUAUAAUUGAGGGUCGAGGCCUCCAGGAGGUGGGUUUCGGAAGUGCUUGACGGGGAUACCAUUGCUUCGGGAAGGGUCAACUGCGAACAGUCUGCGAAUGGUCUCCCAGAUCCCAUAACUUUGCUGAGUAUAUUUCUACAACCAUCAGUAUUGCGAAUGAACAUGUCCGAUGGGAGCAUUACCUUUGCGACGUGGACAACGUCUGUGAGAGGUUUGCCCGCCAUCUGGGCGCAAGACAAGGGUUUCUCCCCCUGAUUUCCACCCGUACGCUUCAGACA
Messenger RNA from Exophiala dermatitidis NIH/UT8656, 2471 nucleotides. RefSeq names its product ethanolamine-phosphate cytidylyltransferase. The record is from RefSeq and is a predicted model, not a curated record. The coding region runs from base 402 to 1685 and encodes 427 amino acids. Gene Ontology annotation, cellular component: cytoplasm. Gene Ontology annotation, molecular function: ethanolamine-phosphate cytidylyltransferase activity. NCBI's taxonomy places the organism in Eukaryota, Fungi, Ascomycota, Eurotiomycetes, Chaetothyriales, Herpotrichiellaceae. Gene Ontology annotation, biological process: phosphatidylethanolamine biosynthetic process. The transcript has 3 exons.